AUGUCUGGAGCUGCUGGUCUUGGCCGGGCAUACAAGUCUCGGAAACAGCGGCCGUGUGAUGGCUGUAGGAAACGGAAGGUCGCCUGCGAGAUGCUGGCGGGACCACCCUGCGAGCGUUGUACCAAGUUGUCCAAGUCGUGUGAAUUUCUGGAAUGGCCGGCCAAGCGACAGCGUCAUCGGUAUACUGAGCCUGAAACCCUACAGCGUCUCGAGAGCGGCUCUCCUGGACUCAGCCCGCUUCUGAGCAGUGUUGCUCGAGAUCUCGAGAACGGCCAGCAUCGCCACCUGUCGUUGCCGUGGUAUAACUUAUGGUCAACCCAAGACCAGAACUCUCUCGAUGUACCAUUUGCCUAUGCGGAUGACUUUCCUACUCCCGGAUUCUGGCACGCUGUACGGUCACCUCCGCCAACAUCGCAGAGCUUGCCGGACCAGCAGCCAUCGCCGUCUGUAGCCAUCCAGCCAAGGCCGGCAGAACAUGCAGAUGAUGUUGAACAGACCUACUGUCAGCCAAUCUCGCUCGAGAACCUCCCACAAUCCUUCAGCUUCUAUAUUGGCCCAACUGGAACGUCGGAUGCCUCUCUUUUACGCCGCCAGGCCUACGAUGGACUAGGCCAUACCGACGCUGUGGCCACCGGCUUGAAGUUUCGGCGAGUCGCUGACAAUUCAAAAUCUUCCCAAAAGGCUCCAGUAUCGAGCAGCGUGCCCAUGUUCGGUAUAACCGAGGACAGGCUGAUCAAGAAUGCCGAACCGCGCGUCGGGGCCGCUGAGCUGGAAGAAGCCCGAUCCGACCUAUGGAGUCAUGUCGAACGCGAAACGGCACUACGCCUGUGUCGACUUUACUUCAAGUUUGUCAAUCCUUACUUUCCCGUGCUUACUGAGGACCAGUGCCCCGCAAAUGUUUCGUCUCUCGAAACGACCAGCCUUGCCCUCUUGGUAGGUAUGUGCGCGACUGCUCUUCCCUUCAUGUUAUACGACGAGGCCCUUUAUGACGUCCUUCCUCAACCACCGUCGAGCAACCGUUUGUAUCGAUUGUGCUGGUCCGCUAUUUGCUACGAACUCCAUGCACCUACCCUUGCGACAGUGCAAGCCUGUCUUCUGCUUCAGCAUGGGCUCCCGACGAAUCCUGUUCUAUCCGAUACCGCUUUCAAGUGGUCGUUGAUAGGCGCCACCACGUCUGCCGCUCAAACAAUCGGUCUUCACCGCAACUCGCUAUCAUGGAACUUGAUUCCCAGCAAGGAACGGACACUGCGACAUCGCUUAUGGUGGGCAUUGUGGACCAUGGAGAAAUGGAUUGCCCUGUCGCGAGGCAUGCCCAGCCAUUUGAACGACUGCGAUAGUGAUGUCGUACCACUUGAAGUUCUGGACUCGAGCGGAGAGGGUCUUCCUGAUUACACGAGGAAUCACUUCGAAUUUCUUGUUCAGCUUACCACGAUCCUCGCAGACAUUCAGUGCACGUACUACACCGUGCGAGGGGAAGCAACAACGGCCACUGACUUACGAUUGUCCCUUGAGGAAGCCAGGCCUCUUCGAGCGAGACUCCGUAACUGGCAAGAGUCUCUUCCAACCAACCUGAGAUCCUGGGCAAUUUCCUAUCCGCCUCAACGCGGCAGUCGCCCGGAAACUGUCGAGGAACUACAAUGCUUGGAUGGCAACGGAGCAUUGCACUUGUCCUAUAUUGUCACUCACAUGAUGCUUUUCCGAGCUCUAUUACGCCCACUGGAAGAAGGCUUCGUCAAAGGGGUUCCUGGUGACGAAUACAAUCAGGGCGCAGCCGCCGUGGUGAGAGGCGCACUAAUCUGUGUCAAGGAGCUUGUGGAAUUUUUGGAAAAGCUGCGAGACCCGCAAUGGAACGCUUUCUGGCACUGCUGGUCACGACCAAAUUUCGCAAUGGCUGGCUCAUUCAUGGUUCAACUGCUCUGCACUAUUUCGCCGCGACACGGUCGGAAUGCACCUACACCACAUAAUCCGUCUCAGCCUGACGACAGCUCCAAUCUUGCAACUCAAGAUACUGACCAGACGGCCGACAGCGCUGGCAAUUUCAGCAUCGAACUAGGCGAAUUACUGGAUCUUAUACGCCGCUGGCGCUGGAUCAAUCGCGUCUCCGCCCAAGGGGCUGCGGGUGUGAAGGGGCUCACCAAUCUCGGACUGUUCAAAGUCGAGACCUUGUUGGCGAGGCUAGGCCAGAUUACACCAGAAUGA
Molecule: messenger RNA, 2199 nt
Organism: Cyphellophora europaea CBS 101466
Lineage: Eukaryota; Fungi; Ascomycota; Eurotiomycetes; Chaetothyriales; Cyphellophoraceae
Exons: 1
Coding region: 1-2199 (732 amino acids)
Biological process (GO): DNA-templated transcription
Cellular component (GO): nucleus
Molecular function (GO): zinc ion binding; DNA binding; DNA-binding transcription factor activity, RNA polymerase II-specific
Source: RefSeq, a predicted model, not a curated record